AUGUCGGAGCAAACUCAAGAACCCCUCGUCGAUACAAGUUCCGUUGUAAGACCAGCACAACACGAACGUCAAAAGAGUUUAGAGAAGUUGUAUGCCGACAGGCCGACGGCUCAUGAGUUGAAGGAGAGACAUAUUUUGUUGGAUACAGAUGCUGCACCUGGUAUUCAAAGUGCUCAACAUGCACUCGAACAACAAAGAAUUUCGGAUAGUUUGAAGAAGAACUUGGAACAUCGUCCUACCAAAGAGGAUUUGGUUGAACGUAAUAUCCUCUCCUCCACAAACGCCGCUCCAGGUAUCCAAGCACAACAAAAAGAAUUGGAGAAACACAUGCGUGCGGAUAGUUUGAACGAAAAAUUAAGUCAUCGUCCGCAACCGGAAGAAUUGGUAAACAAGGGUGUUUUGAAGGAGGAUCCUACGAGUCCGAUUGAAGGCAGUAAUGAGAGUGCCGAGAAGAGAUACGAGGAAGCUAUCGAGGAGGAAUAUGCUAAGAGAGAAGGAGGUGCAUAG
Molecule: messenger RNA, 507 nt
Organism: Botrytis sinoallii
Lineage: Eukaryota; Fungi; Ascomycota; Leotiomycetes; Helotiales; Sclerotiniaceae
Exons: 3
Coding region: 1-507 (168 amino acids)
Source: RefSeq, a predicted model, not a curated record